Molecule: messenger RNA, 1626 nt
Organism: Saccostrea echinata
Lineage: Eukaryota; Metazoa; Mollusca; Bivalvia; Ostreida; Ostreidae
Exons: 2
Coding region: 1-1626 (541 amino acids)
Source: RefSeq, a predicted model, not a curated record
AUGGCGUUCGCUGAAAGACUCGCGCCACCAGGGAAAAUAAAAUUGAACAGCAGAAAUCUCGCUGAAGAUUGGCGUAAGUGGAAAGAGGAGUUCAGUCUCUACGUUUCUCUGACUGUGAAAGAUGAAGAAGCAUCUAAGCUGCAGUUAUUCAAGUACCUUAUAGGGAGCGAUGGCCGAGAAAUCUACAAUACUCUGAAAUUCGAGAAAGAGGAGAAGGAUAGAACUCUAAAAAUGGCGCUGGAGGCAUUCGACAAGUACUGCCGUCCAAAGAAAAAUGAAACUGUCGAAAGAUUCAGAUUCAACACUCGCAAACAGGAGGCAGGUGAGACAAUUGAAACUUAUAUCACCGAGUUGAAAACAUUAGCAUCUACUUGCAAUUUUGGUCAAGUUGCAGAUUCUCUCAUAAGGGACAGAAUUGUAUGCCGUAUAGUAAACACACAUCUUAGGGAGAGACUUUUAAGAAAACUAGAUCUCAGUUUAGACAAAUGUGUAGACAUGUGUAGGGCUGCGGAAAUCACAAAACAGGGCAUCAGUGUGCUAGACGGAAGUAGUGCUCUCACACCAGCUAUUAAUAAAAUAAUCAAACAGAGUACCCGUAAACCUGACGAGAAGAAACAGGCUAGUGAGAAACAAAAAUAUAAACAGUGCAAAUUCUGUGGCAAGUAUCAUGAACUAAAGAAAGAAAAAUGCCCUGCAUACGGACAAACUUGCAGAAAGUGUCAUAAACUCAACCAUUUCGAAAAUAAGUGCUCAGCAUAUGCUAAACAUUGGCCCACAAAGAUCACGAAGAAGAAAGUUCAUGCAGUAGACUUUGGUGAAAGCUCCGACUCGGAUGAUUACUACCAGUCAAACUCUGUCACUAACUCGGACGAAGUCGGAUCUGUAAACUCUUUGAACUCCAAAACAGCACAGGCAACCAUGCUAAUCCAAGGAAAGAAAGUGAGAUUUCAGCUUGACACAGGAGCUACCUUCACCAACCCCAAAAACCAGAUGACUCAGGAAGCUGAUUUCGUUAUCAUCAAAGACAACUGUAUACCUCUACUAGGUAACGAUAAACUUCAGGAUAAGGAACUGCUACAAUGGAAUAGUGAGAACAUUCUAGCCAUUUCCAACUAUUCACCUAUCACCAAAGAGCAGUUGCUCACCGAGUACAAAGAUGUUUUUGAAGGCAUUGGACGUUUGGAAGGAGACUAUCAUCUUGUUGUUGACAAGUCCAUUCCUCCAGUUGUACACCCUCCUCGGAGAGUUCCUCUAGCUCUCAAAGCACAGCUAAAAGAUGAACUUGAUCGUCUAGAGAAUCUGAACAUUAUUGCUCAAGUGAGUGAACCCACACCAUGGGUUUCUACUUGCCUCAUGGUUGUCAAACCGAAUAAACUGCGGAUAUGUAUUGACCCAAAAGACUUAAAUAAAGCUCUGAAGCGUAGUUAUUAUCCGCUACCCACUAUUGAGGAAUUUCUUCCACAGUUAACCAAAGCAAAAGUUUUCAGUAUCCUUGAUGCCAAGAAUGGGUUCUGGCACGUCCAGAUGAAUCAUGAAAGUUCACUGUUGACUACAUUCAAUACGCCCUUCGGACGCUAUCGCUGGCUGAGAAUGCCGUUUUGCGUGUCUACAGCCCCUGAAGAAUAG